Aspergillus steynii IBT 23096 is the source of this 1311-nucleotide messenger RNA. Its product is annotated as E1 ubiquitin-activating protein AOS1. The transcript is spliced from 3 exons. Gene Ontology annotation, cellular component: SUMO activating enzyme complex; cytoplasm. Gene Ontology annotation, molecular function: SUMO activating enzyme activity. Gene Ontology annotation, biological process: protein sumoylation. The record is from RefSeq and is a predicted model, not a curated record. The coding region runs from base 12 to 1178 and encodes 388 amino acids. NCBI's taxonomy places the organism in Eukaryota, Fungi, Ascomycota, Eurotiomycetes, Eurotiales, Aspergillaceae.
CAUCACACACGAUGCUGACUCGGGAACUUUGGAUCACCUCAGAUGAAAUCGCUCUGUAUGAUCGGCAGAUCCGGCUUUGGGGAGUCAAGGCCCAGGAGAAACUACGGUCCGCCAACAUUCUCCUGAUUACUUUGAAAGGGCUCGCAAACGAAAUCGCCAAGAACUUGGUGCUGGCCGGCAUUGGGAAUCUGACGGUGAUUGACCACGAAACGGUCAAGGAGGAGGAUUUGGGUGCCCAGUUCUUCGUCACGGAGGAGCACGUGGGCCAGAAUCGUGCGCAAGCCGCAGCUCCUUCGAUCCAUGCCAUGAACCCUAGAGUUCAGCUGCAUAUCGACACCGAUGACGUCCAUACGAAGCAACCCGACUUCUUCGCGGGAUUUGAUGUGACCAUUGCGACGGAGCUCGAUUAUGCUACCUACACCACCAUCAAUGCGGCAUGCCGAAUUGCAAAUCGGCCGUUCUACGCAGCGGGAUUGCACGGUUUCUAUGGAUUCGUGUUUGCCGAUUUGAUCUCUCACGAUUUCGUCAUCGAACGCGCCAAGUCCAACGUGCCGUCGACAACCCAAGAAACGCCGACCCGGAGCAUAGUCAACAUCACCACCAAGAAAGACGGCGAAAACGUAACCGAAAUGGUCACCAAGCGGGAGACCUAUUCACCGUUAAUCUUGGCCAACACUUCUCCCCUCCCCGAAGACUACACCCGCCUACCCCGGAAGCGUCGACAGGUGACCCCCCUCCUCACCUGUCUUCGAGCCCUGUGGGAGUUCCAGAAGCUCAGUGGAGGCCGGCUGCCUACUCCCUCUCUCCAGGAUCUGGAACUUUUCACAAAGCUUGCCCGAGACCGCCAUCAUGAGUUAAAACUGGACAUCAGCACUUUGGACUCUGUCUUCCUGCGGACGUUCCUGCAGAAUCUGGGGAGCGAGCUCAGCCCCGUUGCAGCCUUUGUGGGCGGUAGGCUGGCGCAGGACGUCAUCAACGUGCUGAGUGCUCGGGAACAGCCCAUCCAGAACCUCUUAUUAUUCGACGGCGAAAAGUCGCUUUCGCCCAUCUAUCCUUUACACCCUUUUUUCCCUCCCGAGUUGGAAAACGCUCUUCCGGCCGUGGUUCCCGUGGCCAACCCCAUCUCGGUGGAUGACGAGCCGACUACGGUCACUGAUAAUGGACAAGGGACCAAGUGAAGGAAGGUUCUUCCGUGGUUUUCCUAGCGCAAGUUAUGACUUGAUGUACUUUUAAUGAAAUUUCUGCGGCAUGACUGGCAUCUAUGCUGUGAAAAUCUUGCAUAGCACUCCGGAAUCUAAAUAAUGAUGUGUA